AUGGAGCCCCCAACAGAUGACACCGAGACCGAAGCAGAUGUCCCCGGACUAUCUGUGUCACUACAUGACGAGGAGGCAGAUACUACCCUGGACAGUGACGUCUCAUGUGCUCAGAAGAGUGAACCCAGUCGAGCCAGCGGGAGGCUUGAGAUACCUGGGACCAAAUCAAGGAAAAGAAAAGCAAAGGCCAGGGGACGGGAUGACGACUUCGCCAAAUAUAUAGCAGAAAGCCACAAGGUUUUGGAGGAAAUGAGGGAGGCAGAGACCAGGCAGUUAGAACAGGAUCAGGCUCUACAGAAGAUGCUCAAAGCGCAACAGGAAGCAGAUGAAAGGAGAUUUAGUGCCUUGAUGACCCAGAUGCAAGCCUCAAAUCAGCUGAUGGCAAAUUGUUUUUCGCAACUCAUCAAUAUGGUGAACACACAGGUUCCUCCUUCAUCAUCCUGGUCUGGUGGUCCGUCCCAUCAGAGCCCCCCUUAUCAUGUUCCACACAGCUCUCAUCAGCUGCCACCUUCUGGAGCUCCACCACACCACACCAGUCAAGACUAUUAUAACCUUUAA
This is a messenger RNA of Knipowitschia caucasica, 558 nucleotides long. The record is from the annotation of a GenBank genome assembly. Lineage: Eukaryota; Metazoa; Chordata; Actinopteri; Gobiiformes; Gobiidae.